CGGCAGUGCACCGUAACGCUGGUUGCUACCCGCUAUUAAAACGGAAAAGAAGAAGAAUGACGACGUUCGUGUCCGAUGGGUGGAUUUUCUGGAUUGUAAAGGCACUAUUGCGCAAGGAAACCUUGAUUUGUGAAUGACCAAAGCUGCUAAGUGUUUCUGUAUGGCGGGGCGGAAAAGGAAGACACCAGGAGCAGUAGCACUUCAACCAGCGGCCAACGAUGACCGACGAGGGGACGUCCAAGAUCCACCUGCUCCAUUAAAGUCCAUUCUUGCCCAAAACGAUCCAGACGCCGAGGUCCCAUCCGAGAUAGAGUUUAGUUAUUAUUUCAAAAAUGAUAGACGUGAACACAGACUGGGGGAGGAUUUUUUCGACCAGCCUUGCAUCGGCUUGGCUAAAGCCUUCCUCGGCAAGGUGUUGGUGCGCCGCUGUGCAGAUGGUACAGAGCUCAGAGGAAGAAUAGUGGAAACCGAAGCUUACCUUGGAGGGGAGGACAAAGCCUCUCAUUCAGCAGGUGGUAAACGCACAGAGAGGAACACAGCGAUGUACAUGAAGCCAGGCACAAUAUAUGUCUACCCAAUAUAUGGAGUCUACCUAUGCACGAAUGUGUCGAGUCAAGGGGAGGGUGCCGCGGUGCUCCUGCGCUCUCUCGAGCCCCUUGAGGGUCAGCCGCUCAUGAGGCAGCUGCGGGCAGCCAGACGCAGAGAGGGAGCGCGUCAGCUGAAGGACAAAGAGCUUUGUAACGGCCCCUCCAAACUAUGCCAGGCCCUAAAUAUACCCCGCUGCUUCGACCGUCGGGAUCUUGCCUCGGACCCGGAGGUGUGGCUGGAGGGGGACCCCGAAGCAAGCCCGCUGGAGCCCCGCGACGUGGUGUCGGCGUCCCGCAUUGGAAUUGAUUCUCAUGGGGAAUGGGCCUCCAAGCCCUUGCGUUUCUACCUCCGGGGUCACCCCUGUGUUAGUGUGGUGAACAAAGAGGCAGAGAGACAGACCGAGUGAAGCAAUACUGAAUCAUUUGGAUUCUACAGAUGGACUGAACACGAGUACCCUGCUGCCUCUCAUGUAAAUACAGCAAAUAUACAGGUCAUACCUUUUCUCACCAGCAUUUUGAUUUUGCAGAUAAUAAAAAGUCCUACAAGAAUGUACUUUCAAAUUAUUAUGUAGAACUAGGAACUUCCAGAAGGCCAAAAAUUUAAAAGAAAAGUGAAUGGCGAAUAGUUUGAAGUGUAAGCUAGGGCUGGUCUGCAAAAACCAUAAAAUUGGGGCUUAUUUUGUGCCCUUUCAGUUGUGGGAAAAGAGUCAAAGAGAACACAUGUUUCACAAAGAC
Molecule: messenger RNA, 1322 nt
Organism: Lampris incognitus (smalleye Pacific opah)
Lineage: Eukaryota; Metazoa; Chordata; Actinopteri; Lampriformes; Lampridae
Gene: mpg
Product: N-methylpurine DNA glycosylase
Exons: 4
Coding region: 134-994 (286 amino acids)
Biological process (GO): base-excision repair
Molecular function (GO): DNA binding; alkylbase DNA N-glycosylase activity
Source: RefSeq, a predicted model, not a curated record